This is a messenger RNA of Hibiscus syriacus, 707 nucleotides long. RefSeq lists its product as uncharacterized. The transcript has a single exon. NCBI's taxonomy places the organism in Eukaryota, Viridiplantae, Streptophyta, Magnoliopsida, Malvales, Malvaceae. The record is from RefSeq and is a predicted model, not a curated record. The coding region runs from base 34 to 633 and encodes 199 amino acids.
CAUCUCCCUCCCUCUCAAAACGGAUAAUCCUUCAUGGCCUCUACUUCUCUUCUUUCACCGGUCGCCACCGCUGCCGCCAAUUCUAUCACCCACCACUCUCUCCAUCUCCCCUCCAAGCUUCCCUUCCCUAAACUCCUCUCCAAACCCAUUUCCAGAAACAGCAGACUCUCCUCCAGGCUCCACGUGUCCUCCCCAACAGACCAACCCGCCACGACCGCCACCCCCUCCUCCUCCAAGAACCCCAAAGAGGAAACAGUCUUCUUCGACGGAGGAGCCCACCACGGCGACCUCUUAGCCAACCUGCUUCUGGGUUUCACCCUUCUAUGGCUGCCGUUGACUCUAGCUGCUGUUUCGAGGGCUUUCUUCCUGAGGUACCGGUUCACCAACCUAAGGGUGACGGUUAUUUCGGGCCUGACGGGCGAGGAUAGAAGCGACUUCUCGUACAAGGUGAUUAAGGACGUGCAGGUGGUGCCGAGGUUCAUAGGUGAGUGGGGUGAUGUUAUCAUAACCUUGACGGACGGGACAAAGGUUGAUCUUAGGAGCGUGCCUAGGUUCCGAGAGAUUGCAAAGUACUGCCUGUCCAGAGCGGAGAAACCUGUUGUUUUGAAGGAAACUGGAGCUAAAGGGUUUUAGGCGUGUAAGUUGUGUGUUUUUACUGUGAAUUUUUUUAUAUACAAUGUUGGUGUCACAUUUUAUAGUUUUACUGG